This is a messenger RNA of Monodelphis domestica (gray short-tailed opossum), 1880 nucleotides long. The record is from RefSeq and is a predicted model, not a curated record. Lineage: Eukaryota; Metazoa; Chordata; Mammalia; Didelphimorphia; Didelphidae.
AUGUGCAGCUCUGAGGCGAGAGCCGCCCCUGCCCCGCCCCGCCCCACCCCACCCAACUGGAGGAGGGAGGAGAGGGAUGUCACUGUUGGGAUUGAAGGCGGGAAGGGACGGAGGCGGCGCUGUAAGGGCGGAGCUUGGGAGAAGGGACAGUUCCUCCCUGUGACUGACCGGGUGCGUCCCCGGAUGCAGUUCGAUACCCUGUUUUCAGUGCCUCUGACAGUGGGGACCGAGCUUGAGCGUCCUGGUCGGGGCGCAGAGGCCGGAGACGGGACCGGCGGUCCGGGGCAAGGGAGGCGGAGCUCCCAGGGAGGGCCCGCGGCCUGCGGGAGGGACAUCUCCCGGCCUCCGCGUCCAGAACCCGAGGAUCCUUCAGGGAAGCCAGUACCUGUGACAUUUGAUGAUGUGACCAUGUAUUUCACAGCACAGGAGUGGGGGACCUUGGAGGAAUGGCAGAAGGAGCUUUACAAGCAUGUUGUGAUGACCAACUAUGAGACUUUGUUCUCCCUGGGCUAUUCAAUUCCCAAACCAGACUUGAUAACCCAGAUUGAACGAGGAGAAGAGCCAUUCAUCAGAGAUCAGGGACCUUUGAAGACACUAGAAUUGGCCAUUGGCUCCAGUGCUGAUGGGCAUCUUGGCUUGAAGAACACACAGGGGCAGCUGUAUGGCUGUGCCAUCCCCAGGCCAGACUUGAUAACUCUGACUGAACAAGGAGAAAAGCUAUUCAUCAGCAAUCAAGAGAACUUGGAAACAGAAGACUUUUCUAUCUGCUCCAGUGAUAAUGAGCAUCUUGGCUUGAAGAAUAAAGAGAUGCAGAAGUUUUGUGGGGAUUCUGGAUCUUCAAGUGUGAGACAAAAGGAAGGCCAUGGACAUGACCUUCAAAAGCAGAACUGGUAUAGACCCUUACCAUUCCGCUGCAAUGCAUGCAGCAGGGGCUUCACCCACAAAUCUCAGCUUGCCAAUCACAUUAGAGUUCAUAGACCCAAGAAGCACUUUCAAUGCACUGAGUGUGAUAAGAACUUUGCCCAAAAGUCUCGACUACUCAGGCACCAGUGCCUGCACACAGGUGAGAGGCCCUUUCAGUGCCCCAAGUGUGACAAGAGCUUCCACCAGAAGGGGCAUCUGCUCAAACACCUGCCCCUUCACACGGGGGAAAGGCCUUUCCAUUGUCCUGACUGUGACAAGAGCUUCCGAGUAAAGGGUGACCUGAAGGCCCACCAGCGCCGGCACAGGGAGGAAAAGCCAUUUUCCUGUAGUGAAUGUGGUAAAGGCUUCACUACACAUCAUUAUCUUACGGAUCACAUCAGAAUCCACACAGGUGAAAGGCCUUUCCAAUGCCCAGAGUGUGGCAAGAACUUCAGAGUAAAGGGUGACAUGAAAGCCCACCAGCGAAGACACAUCAAGCCCAGGUCAUUCUGCUGCAGCGAAUGUGAUGAGAAAUUCCAUAAGCAAUCUGAACUCACAGACCACAUUAAGGUGCACACAAAGAAACAGCACUACAGGGCUUUGCUGUUUGGACUGAUGGAUCUUGAUUGGAGUUGAGACUAAACCUAUAGCAUACAACAUGGAUUAUUAAAGUCAGAGUUGAAAAGAAUUUCAAACGUUAUCUAACUUUAAUACAUUCUUGACAAAUUAUCAUUCAGCUUCUGCUGGAAUACCUCUAGUAACAGGUUCCUCACUACCUCAUAAGGCAGGUCAUUCCAUUCUGGGGUAGCUCUAAUUGUUGAAAAUUAUUUCCUUAGCUUGAACCAAAAUCAGAGCCCCUAUAACAACACCUUUUGGUCAUAGUUCUCCUCUUUGACCAAGCAAAAGUUUAGUAUCCACAUCACAACUGUUGAAUAUUAUCUGUCCAUUAAAGCGAAUAAUGGAACUGGUUAAUGCCA